AUGGACAACACGUACAGUAGUUACCCUGUAGCCCAGCAUCAUUUAGAAAAUGGGCUAACGUUCAUUGGAACACUGAAGAAGAACAAGAAGGAAAUUCCUCCAGAAUUUUUGCCCAACAGAUCACGAGAAACUGGAAAUUUGCAUGAAACUGCUGAAAUCGACACCGCUACAGGCAAGUCUGUUGUAAAUUUGGACUACAGUGCAACAAAAGGUGGAGUUUAUACUGUGGAUUAUAUGUGUACAUCCUACUCUACACAAAGGACCACAAGAAGAUGGCCCUUAGAACUGUUUUUUCGUUAUCUGGAUAUUGCUGGUAUAAAUUCCCAGGUCUUGUUUUUUGCAAAAAAAUCCAGAGAAAAGAUUCAGAAGAAGAACCUACCUAACAAACCUGGUCUUGGCCCUGAUGGACUGCCAUUUUAA
Messenger RNA from Schistocerca cancellata (South American locust), 420 nucleotides. RefSeq lists its product as uncharacterized. The record is from RefSeq and is a predicted model, not a curated record. The transcript is spliced from 2 exons. Bases 1 to 420 code for a protein of 139 amino acids. NCBI's taxonomy places the organism in Eukaryota, Metazoa, Arthropoda, Insecta, Orthoptera, Acrididae.